AUGUUGAAGAUCUACGAGGACAUAAUCAAUGAAGUUAUUUCCAGGCUUGAGCAGGAUGAGGAUGUAGAUAGUAUGAGCAAGGCUGCAAUAUAUGAUCUUCGGAAUGAUUGGAGAGAGAGAUUGAUUGAAUGCACGCAGAAUGAAUGGACAGGAAAUGGCGGAAGAGAGAUGUAUGGACAACGAUUCAGGGUGUACAAGGAAUUUUCAGAAAGAUCUAAUGAUACGCUACUGGAAUGCAGACACGAAAGAGACGUUGAUUUAGGAGACAAGGAGCAUGGAGAGGAAGAUGUGUCUAGUGAUGACUCUGAGAUUAUAGGAAGGAGUGGGAAUACUGGAAAUUACAUGAUAUGCUUGUAUGUCAAAGUGUGCAUGUCGAAGGGGAAGUGGAAGUGUGUGUUCAAGCAAGGGUUUAUAAACAUAGGAAAUAUAGAUUUUGUGUUUAGCUCUGCUCAAGGGGAGCUCGAAUGGUAG
Molecule: messenger RNA, 471 nt
Organism: Ordospora colligata OC4
Lineage: Eukaryota; Fungi; Microsporidia; Ordosporidae
Product: large chain of transcription initiation factor IIA
Exons: 1
Coding region: 1-471 (156 amino acids)
Biological process (GO): transcription by RNA polymerase II; transcription initiation at RNA polymerase II promoter
Cellular component (GO): transcription factor TFIIA complex
Source: RefSeq, a predicted model, not a curated record